This is a messenger RNA of Sinocyclocheilus anshuiensis, 3185 nucleotides long. Its product is annotated as GTPase KRas. Gene Ontology annotation, molecular function: GTPase activity; GTP binding. Gene Ontology annotation, cellular component: membrane. Gene Ontology annotation, biological process: signal transduction. Lineage: Eukaryota; Metazoa; Chordata; Actinopteri; Cypriniformes; Cyprinidae. Bases 402 to 968 code for a protein of 188 amino acids. The transcript is spliced from 5 exons. The record is from RefSeq and is a predicted model, not a curated record.
GGCCUAUUUAAGGAGCAAGUCAGUCUACGCCAAUACUGCCCUCAGCGCUUGUCAAAAGCCGGUCUUUACCCAGUAUCGAAUAUGUCUUAGCACAUUCUCGUGUGCUAUUACACUGUAAACUAAAGUGCAUUUGUUAUCCGUCGUAUAACCAUAGUUAGCCUUUAAUUAGCGGUGUUGUUAAUCGGUUAGUUAUCGAUCAAGCCCUCCGCCCUACACAGCUCAUUGAAAGGACACCGAUCGGGAUUAUUUGUAUCUACAGAUGUUUCGUCUAUUAUAAUGCAAGAUGCAUGCUGAUGCUCGGAAGGGGCUGCUCGACUGCGUAUUACUCGUCCUUUUAACCUCCUCCACCUACUGAAAAUAAUCGUAAACAGCUGAAAACCGUUGAUAUUUUGGGUUGAAGAAUGACAGAAUAUAAGCUUGUGGUCGUAGGGGCUGGAGGCGUGGGCAAGAGCGCUCUCACCAUCCAACUCAUCCAGAACCACUUUGUGGAUGAAUACGACCCAACCAUAGAGGACUCCUACAGAAAGCAGGUGGUGAUUGACGGGGAGACGUGUCUGCUGGACAUCUUGGACACUGCAGGUCAGGAGGAGUACAGCGCCAUGAGGGAUCAGUACAUGAGGACAGGAGAGGGCUUCCUUUGUGUCUUCGCCAUCAAUAACACCAAGUCCUUUGAGGACAUUCACCACUACAGAGAGCAGAUAAAACGAGUAAAGGACUCUGAGGACGUCCCCAUGGUCCUGGUGGGGAAUAAGUGUGAUCUUCCAUCCCGCAGUGUGGACACCAAGCAGGCUCAGGAUUUAGCACGUAGCUACGGCAUCCCAUUUAUAGAGACCUCAGCAAAGACUAGACAGGGCGUGGAUGACGCGUUUUAUACUUUAGUCCGAGAAAUCCGGAAGCACAAGGAGAAGAUGAGCAAGGAGGGCAAGAAGAAAAAGAAGAAAUCCAAAACAAAAUGUGUAUUAAUGUGAACAAGCCUUUCCUGUCAUUACAGACUCAAAAAAAAAAAAAAAAGUUCCACAACUGCAUUUUGUACAUUACACUAAAUUAUUAGCCUGUUCAAAAUACAGAAUGGAUCCUUAUUCUACUUGCUUUCUUAAAAGAAAUGAGCUUUACUUCUCGUUCGGUGCCAGUUGCCCCAAAGUGUUGGUCCCUUGACACAUUUCUGGCUUAUUUUACCGGGUGGGCUGUGAGAGCUGGUGUUAUUUUGCAGUUGGUUUAUCUAGAGUAGUUUUAGCAGAAUUAUAAGGAAAGGUGAGGACAUGAAAACAGGCUUUUGGUGUGAUGUAUGAGAGAGAACUAGCCGUGUAGCUGUUUAGCCGUGAAAUUUGCAUGCGAGUCACUCGAUUUUACAGGAACUGAAACUUUGAGGAAUCAUUGUUUUUAGGACCAACACUUUCAGGUGGUGUUUUGAUACAUUUAUCACUGUGUAUGACCCUGCCUUUGGAUGUCCCAGACUUCCAAAAACAACCCGCAUGUGAACUUCCAUUGUAGUCGGAUUAACGCGCCCUCUCUCGAAAGCCAUGUAUGGUGAAAUCUUAACCACGUUAACCUUAUUUCCCUGUAUGCAUGCUGUGUUCUGUUCAUUAAACUUCCAGGGAACGGUAAUGCAUUGAAUGCUGUAUAAUAGCCACUGUCCUGCAGAAUAGAUUCUAUUUCAACAUAGCCAUCGUUAAUUUUUCUGAUAUUUUCAGUUAAAUUCAUGAGGGUUUAUAUAAGAGUCAAAAUCUGCUAAGAGGUAACAUCAUGUCAAAAUAUAUCUUCAUUCGACAACAAAAUUAAAUGUAAAAUGCUUGGCAGGCUUGUAAAAAUGAAGUUGUAUUGUGCACAUUCAUUUUGGACAGACAAAAGUCGCAAGUUCGUUGACUUGAAAAUCAAUGUUUUUUUUGUUUGUUUGUUUUUGUUUUUCGAAGUUCUUUUUAUUCUCUUAUAAAUCAUAAAAGUCUUUGAUUUAAACCUAUGAAAAACAGAUCCUGUUGUAAAUAAUAGUGCAAAAUCACUUUGUUCAAUUACAACCCUUAGCAGAUUUUGACUAAAAAAAUAUAAAGCUGCAGUUGACCAAUCAGAGUCAAGUAUUCCAGAGAACGUUUCGAAUCUCUCCUCUAAGUAUCUACAUUAGCGAAAAGCCUCACUUCUGCACUCAGAGGAGCAUUUUUAUUACGUAUGAAUAUUUACCAGCCAAACAGCACCUUUGAAGGCUGAUUUAGUUUUUUGCUCAAUUUUGAUUCGUGAAUAUAACCUACUGUACCACUAGUUGUUGUGAUGCAAAUAUAUGUAAAAAAGGAACUAAACAAAUGCCUUGUUCGUUUAUGCUGCCAUCAACCAUCAAGACAUUCUGGUUCUAGAAGCCCAAUUAUAGUCGAACAGAAGCUGAAUGCAUAAUUUCCCAAGACGCAGUCGUGAUCUAGUAUACGAAGGCAAAAUGUGGCUAGCUUAGUUCUGAAGGGCACAUUUUCAGCCAUCACUCAAAUCAAAGCGAGUGAUAUAAAGAUUUAUUUUGUGUGGCAAUACUUGUGAUGUCAUGAGAUGAUGUCAUUUAUAGGAGAUUUACAAUAUAUGAGCAGAAUGUUGCUUUAAAACCUUCGGUGAGCUGUUUUACCAUACGUCCUUAACCGUGACUAGUUUGCUUUUCUGGUAAUUGUUUCUAUAUUGCUGUUUGACUAAUACAGAGAAAUCUAAACAGGAAAUAAAUCAGGAUGUCUGCUCAUAUGCGAAGUCAAGUGUUUCGGGUGAUUUUCUGUUCCCUUUAAAGUCAUUUGCUAGCCGUCUGUAACGCGAGUAGCAAAGUCAUUAGAUAUUUUUUUGAAUAGUUUCUGUUCUGAAAUGUUCUGUCUGUUUGUGUGCCAAUUGCAAAUGUUGAUAAAAUGGUUCACGUAUACAUGGACCUUGUUUUAACAGCCUUUGUACGGUUGUGAUAAGAAAGAUAAAUAUUUUGUAAAUUGUGCUUUUUUUUUUUGGUUUAAUGAAUUGAAUGACACUUAAUUGUAAUCAAGGGUCAUGUGUUAACGUCUAUGAGAAAGUGGCGAUCUGAGGUCGUCUUUUGCAUCUUUCAUGUUUUGGUGAAUGUGAUUGUUAGGAAAGCUGUUCUCAGAUCGGCACGGUUUUAUAAAUGCAACCCAAUCCUGUUUUUCCCCAUUAAUCUCACCAGUCUUAUUUAAUGUGUAAUUAAAAGAAGUACAUAAAACCCA